Periconia digitata is the source of this 2490-nucleotide messenger RNA. The record is from the annotation of a GenBank genome assembly. NCBI's taxonomy places the organism in Eukaryota, Fungi, Ascomycota, Dothideomycetes, Pleosporales, Periconiaceae.
CAUCUCUUUCCAAUAGUCCCAAGGUCCUCAACUGAUGGGAUCUUUCAACGCACGGCGAAGACAACAAGAAUAAGAAUGUCACAAAACAUUGAUCAAGCUCCCCCGCAACAUCAGCCGCAGCGUGUGCGCCUUAAAUCUAACAAGACAAUAGCUACACAUCACCAGUACGCAUGUCUUCGGUGCCGUUCUAGAAGAGUCAAAUGUGACAAAACCCUCACUGGCUGCGCUCACUGUGCCGCGCACCGUCAGCCAUGCGUCUAUUCGGCCCGUCGUCCUAGGAAGUCGCAUAAAUCAACGAAAAGUUCGGGAACCACUACUGCUUCUCUAGCAAGAAAGAUAUUGCUACCUGCCAACCCUGCUUCAUCUUUGAGCUGUAUUCCCGCAUUGGAAAGAAGGAGUGACAGCGAAGAAACAACCGUGGAUGGGACCGAAUGGGAUUCUUCUGGCCAAGCCCUUGAUGAUGGAGAAGAGGAGGAGGCUGUUGUUCCCCAAGACUUUCGCAAUUCGGCGUAUAGAGUCCAGACGUGUACUAAGGGUGGAGAUCGCUUGUUGAUUGACUCGAAUGGUGGUUGUCACUUUGUAGGUAGCGAGAAGGUGGAGCAGGUCAUGUACUGCGAGCAAGUUUUGCGAACCCACCCCCAAGAAGCAGGAGGUGAGCUUGCAAUAAAACAAAAUCCAAAGAUUAGUCGAAAUCUGGAUCCAAACGCACUUCUGAGCGCUUCUUUGUACAAUGAGCAAGAUACGAGCGUUUGCCACCCUCCCGCUGACAUCAUGCACGUGCUAUGGAACCACUUUGUGCAAAACGUCGACAUAAUGGCAAAAGUUAUAUACAAACCAGCAGUGUUCGAGUUAAUUCAAAGGGCUGCCAACAACCGAUUGCCAUCAAAUCUAGGCACCGAUGAAUCGCUAUUAUUCGCAAUCUGGCUCGCAUCCGCAAUAACACUGACACCAACGCAAUGCGCCCACCUCACACAAACCUCCCAACAAACCCUCCUCCAAAGAUACACCCAAGCCCUCACUCACUCCCUCCACAAGCACAGCUGGCCAACAACCCAAACUCUCUCGAUUCUCCAAGCCCUGACCCUCUAUCUCAUCUUCUCCCCCGAAAACGCGCGCGCAACAUGGAUGCUCAGCGGCAUGGCCCUCAGCAUCGCACAAGCAAUGGGCAUGCACACAGACGGCUCAUCCUACCCCGCCUUCAGCGUCAUCGAAACUGAAGUCCGGCGGCGCGUAUGGUGGACACUAUGUCAGCUCGACGUUAGGAUCUCCGAGAACUGCGGGUUACAGUCUCAUGUUCCUUUUUUUGCGACUACCAAGAUGCCGCUGCAUAUUAAUGACAGCGAUUUGUCUUCUUGUAGCUCCGACGGGACAGUACAGGAGAGGGAUAGAUUCUCGGAGAUGACGCCGAGUUUGAUCAAGAUUGAGAUGGCGUGGACAGGGCUGCGUGUCAGGCGUGUACGCUCUUUUUCGUCUUCCUCACCCUCUUCCGCGGAAAAUGAGGAAGAUAUACGGCAGAUUAUCCAAACACAAAUCACCCGCUACAGAACAAAAUAUCUACCCUACUUCUUUCCAUCCUCGUCGUCGUCAUCUGAAAGCUCACAACAACAUCAACAAUCCGAAAUCCACCGUCUCAGUGAACUAGGAACACACCUCAUCAUCGCGCGUCUCCAGAAACUGCAAUUCGACCACAGCACCACCACAUCCUCAGCCUUAUCAAGAGAAGAGCAACUUCUGCAACAUAACACAGCGAUUCUGCAAAUCGCACACGCACUGCCCCAGAAGUAUAAAGCAUAUGGAUGGUUUUUUAGGUGCGCGUAUUCGAAGUGGCAUGCCGUUGCGUAUUUGCUCGUCCAACUCUGCAAAAUCAGCCCUUCUCCCUCGUACGGAAGUGGUUGUAGCACAUCCUGUUCUACGAAGCAAAGAUAUAGUUUAGACAUUAUACAGCAAGCAUACACGACCAUCGACGCGGCGUUCGCAGAAUGGGGAGGCAACACCUCUACAAAUUCCCAAGAGAACCAGAGGAAGAGCGGUCCCUCCUCAUCUUCAUCUUAUUCUCCCUCUUCCACCUCCCCCGAAGAAAAAGAAGCAAAAGCCAUCAACCCGCGAUCUUCAAUCUACAACCCCCUCCUACAACUCUAUUCCCGCGCUCAGGCCGUGAGGAGUUCCUUGCUUAUCGAAUUGGGUCCUGCUGCGCCUGCUAUUGAAUAUCCGAUAUCGUUAUCAAACGAAUGCGACUCGAAUCCUUCAAAAAGCGGUGGUGAUGUGCCGAUUACCGAUAUGAUAUCGAUGUUGGAUAACGAGAACCCACCAGCACUGAUACCACCGCCACUUCCUCCUUCAACGAUGACAAUGCAGAAUAAUAACAACAACGCUUUACUCAGUUCUUUUGAUCCCUUUUUCGGCAGCUAUAUUACCGCGGGUGAAGAGGGAUCUUUGUAUGAAGGGACGGGGUGGGAGGAGCAAUUUGAUCUGUGGGUUCAAGACUUCUAG